Molecule: messenger RNA, 2146 nt
Organism: Musa acuminata subsp. malaccensis (wild Malaysian banana)
Lineage: Eukaryota; Viridiplantae; Streptophyta; Magnoliopsida; Zingiberales; Musaceae
Biological process (GO): signal transduction; protein phosphorylation
Cellular component (GO): cytoplasm
Molecular function (GO): protein kinase activity; ATP binding
Source: RefSeq, a predicted model, not a curated record
UUUCGUGCUGUUAAUAGCAGAUUCUAAUGAAUCCAUCCUCGUUUCCUUUCCCAAUUACCAAGUUACUGUUACCGCUGCCGCUACUACCACUACUACUGCGCUUAGUACCCACUGCUACUUAGUCUGCAGCAGCAGAGAAGAUCACAUGCACAUUUUAACUCUCCCUCCUCCUCCUCCUCCACCACCAUCACUGCGAUCUCUCCGCUCGGCCAUUCGUCCUUCACGUUCUGCUGAACUAUUUGAAGUAGUAGUAGUAGUAGUUGCAGUCAUCGCUAUUCUCCUCAUUGGUUUGGUUUGGUUUGUUUCGGAACUUUUGGUGAGCGUUUGGGAUUCAGCUGGAUAGUAGAGAUGGCAACGCCGAUCGAGUGCUGGUCCGGACGGCCAAGCACGGACGAGGACAUGGUGGAGCAGGUCCUCAUGCAGACCCACGACCGGUCGGAGGCCUUCCACCGUUCCGCUGCCUCCUCCCCCGCCUGCAACUCCUCCCCAUCCUCUUCCUCCUCCUCCUUUUCCUCCCCGCCUUCCCCCUCCGCCGCCUUCCCUCCUCCCAAGAGAUGGCAGCGCAUCGGCCGCAAUUUCGCCGGCGCCAUCGCUGCUCUCCGCAGCUCCCUCAACCUCGACUCCUCCCGCGACCCUUCCCCCGCGCGCUUCGACCGUCUCUUCCGCGGCGGCGGUGGCGGCGGCCAGCCCCCUGACAAGCUCGUCGCUAGUGCCCGUCGCCACUUCGAUUCGCUGCCCAAUAGCUACGCUCAGGCGGGAUUUGAUAUGAAGGAUGUGCUUCUGCAUGUGAGAUUGAUCGAGCAGGCGUCGGCAGGCGACCACCCCGCAGUCCACCUCCAAGAGAUUCACGACGAUGGCGGGGCUGAGAGAUCCGUUUUCCAGCUUACAUUUGCCUGCGGCUCGCCGUUGUCAUGGCCGGCGAUGGCGGAAGCGCUCGAUAGCUCAUUGAUCUGCUGCAAGAAGAUCCAGAUCUUUGAGAAGAAAGGCUUGACCCUCGGGGUCGUCUCCGUCUUAGUCCAGCAGGGAAAGGAGAGGCACUUCAAGGCCCGGAUCGAGGCCUCGCUGAAGGCGGCGGUGAAGAAGCCCAGGAACAACGGCGUCAAGCUCCCCUUUGGUUUGUGCGGCCGCCAAGAGGAGCGCCCGAGGAGCGCCGAGGAGGAUGCUCGCGGGGACGGGAACGACGGGCAAGGCAUCGACGGGGAGGGACUCCGCCGGAUUCAGCUACCGAACCCGCUCCCGAUGUCUUCCGUCGUCGUCUCGAUCGACGAGUGGCAGAGCAUCCGGUCAGGCGGGGACGAGAUAAGGAGGUGGGUUCUGAGCUCCGACGAGGUCGAGCUCGUCGACCGCACGGGGCCUAUCUCGUUCAAGGGGGUGCACAGGGGGAGAAGAGUGUGGGUGAAGAAGCUGCGGGGGUGCGACAGGGGAAGCGCUUACGAUGUGGAGGUCAGGCAGGACUUGUUGCAGCUGAUGAGCUGCGGGCAGAGGAGCAUCCUCCGAUUCCAUGGCAUCCUCUUCCAAGAGAACCAGGGGCUCUGUGUCGUCACCAGGAUGAUGGAUGGAGGAUCGGUGCACGAUGUCAUGCAGAAGAACAAGAAGGUCCCAAUGAGGGAGGUGAUGCGGAUGGCAUUGGAUGUUGCAGAAGGCCUCUUGUUCAUGAACAAUCAUGGAGUGGCCUACAGAGAUCUCAACACACACAGGAUCCUGCUCGAUAGGCAGAGAAAUGCUUGCCUUGGUGACAUGGGCAUCGUGACUUCUUCUAACAUUGCCGGCGAGGUCACCGAGUACGAGACCGCCGGCUACCGAUGGCUAGCUCCUGAGAUAAUUUCUGGGGACCCCGAGAUUGUUUCAGAGACUUGGAUGAGCAAUGUGUAUAGCUAUGGAAUGGUUCUCUGGGAAAUGGUAGCUGGUGUGGCAGCCUACUCUUCUUAUUCACCGGUCCAAGCAGCGGUGGGGAUCGCAACAUGCGGGUUGAGGCCGGUGAUACCUGAAGACUGCCCUCAGGUUCUGAGGUCACUGAUGCACAGGUGCUGGAACAGUAACCCAGCGAAGCGACCUCGGUUUGCGGAAAUCGUCUCGAUCCUCAGUAAGCAAAAUGUUUGAUAAGCAGCUCAAUUUUUUUGUUCUAUGCAAAAAAAAUGGUUUUGUU